AUGCGGAUCGUGGCCGACAUCAUCGCCUUCACCGCCGAGCGGAUGCCCCGGUUCAACUCGAUCUCGGUCUCCGGCUACCACAUGCAGGAGGCCGGCGCCACCCUCGACAUCGAGCUGGCCUACACCCUCGCCGACGGUGUGGAGUACGCCCGCGCCGGCCUCGCCGCGGGGCUCGGCAUCGACGAGUUCGCGCCCCGGCUCAGCUUCUUCUGGUGCGUGGGCAUGAACUUCUUCAUGGAGGUGGCCAAGCUGCGGGCUGCCCGGCUGCUGUGGAGCCGGCUCAUGAGCCAGUUCGACCCCCAGGAUCCUCGCUCGCUGUGCCUGCGCACCCACUGCCAGACCAGCGGCUGGAGCCUCACCGCCCAGGACCCCUACAACAAUGUGGUGCGCACCUGUGUGGAGGCCAUGGCCGCCACCCAGGGCCACACCCAGUCGCUGCACACCAACGCCUUCGACGAGGCGAUGGCCCUGCCCAGCGACUUCUCGGCCCGAAUCGCCCGCAACACCCAGCUGUUCCUCCAGCACGAGUCGGGCAUCACCCGCACCGUGGACCCCUGGGGCGGCAGCUACCACGUCGAGCGGCUCACCAAGCUGCUGGCCGACCGAGCCUGGGACCACAUCUGCGAGGUCGAGGAGCUCGGCGGGAUGGCCGCGGCCAUCUCUACGGGCCUUCCCAAGCUGCGCAUCGAGGAGGCCGCGGCCCGCACCCAGGCCCGCAUCGACUCGGGCCGCCAGGUGGUGCUCGGCGUGAACCGCCACCGCGUCGAAGACGGCGCGGACGCACCGGUGGAAGUCCGCCGCAUCGACAACGUCGAAGUCCGUCGCCGCCAGAUCGCACGGCUCGAACAGCUGCGGCGCGAGCGGGACGAGGCACCCCUGCGGGCGGCCCUGGAGGCGCUGACCGAGGCGGCCCGUACCGGUGAGGGCAACCUGCUGGCCCUGUCGAUAGACGCGGCCCGGGCCAGCGCUACCGUCGGAGAGAUCAGCGACGCCCUCGAAACCGUCUACGGUCGUCAUGUGGCCGAGAUCAGAGCGGUGCAGGGCGUGUACCGCGAGGAGGCUCGAUCGCCGGGCUCCGGCCCGUCCGGCGGCGCCGCGGUAUCGACGCGGUGCGGGCCCGGGUGGACGAGUUCGCAGGCAGGCUUGGCCGGCGACCCCCGGAUACUGGUGGCCAAGGUGGGACAGGACGGCCACGACCGGGGCCAGAAGGUGAUAGCCACCGCCUUCGCCGAUCUCGGCUUCGACGUGGACGUGGGGCCGCUGUUCGCCACGCCGGCCGAGGUGGCCCGCCAAGCCGUCGAGGCCGACGUGCAUGUGGUGGGAGUGUCGUCGCUGGCCGCAGGCCACCUCACCCUCGUCCCCGAGCUGCGCGACGAGUUGGUGCAUCUCGGUCGCGGCGAUAUCGCCAUAGUCGUGGGUGGGGUCGUCCCCGCCGCGGACGUGGACGAACUGCUGGCGGCGGGCGCGAUCGCGGUGUAUCCGCCCGGCACGGUGAUCUCCGAGGCCGCCGCCGAGCUGCUGGAGCACCUGCUCCGAUGA
Messenger RNA from Geodia barretti, 1539 nucleotides. Lineage: Eukaryota; Metazoa; Porifera; Demospongiae; Tetractinellida; Geodiidae. The record is from the annotation of a GenBank genome assembly.